Argentina anserina (silverweed cinquefoil) is the source of this 372-nucleotide messenger RNA. Its product is annotated as heat shock protein 90-5, chloroplastic-like. Gene Ontology annotation, cellular component: protein-containing complex; chloroplast stroma; perinuclear region of cytoplasm. The transcript has 5 exons. Bases 1 to 372 code for a protein of 123 amino acids. Lineage: Eukaryota; Viridiplantae; Streptophyta; Magnoliopsida; Rosales; Rosaceae. Gene Ontology annotation, molecular function: ATP binding; ATP-dependent protein folding chaperone; ATP hydrolysis activity. The record is from RefSeq and is a predicted model, not a curated record. Gene Ontology annotation, biological process: cellular response to heat; protein stabilization; protein folding.
AUGGAAGAGAGAGAAAACCAAUUCGCGGUGGAACUUGAUCCAGAAGCGGACUUCACUAGUGGUGGAUUGAAAUGGAGGCUUGAGACCAAUAAUAGACAUGUCAUUGUUCGAUGUGAUGUCGUGGUCACUGAGAAAGAGGUCGUUGAUGCUCCUGGCGAGGAAUUCGAGUACCAAGCCGAGAAUGGUUUUUCUCUGUAUGUACUAAAUCUCUACAGCCAUAAGGACCUGUUCCUUAGGGAGCUGGUUAGUAAUGCAAGUGAUGCUUUGAACAAGUUGAGAUUUUUUAGUGUGACUGAGCGUUGGCUGCUUGGAGAUGUUGGUCUCAUUGUUUCUGAUUCAAUGUUAUUCAUAUACAAGGUUGCUGAAAAAUGA